Scleropages formosus (Asian bonytongue) is the source of this 4859-nucleotide messenger RNA. RefSeq names its product coiled-coil domain containing 9B (gene ccdc9b). The transcript has 14 exons. The coding region runs from base 154 to 2040 and encodes 628 amino acids. Lineage: Eukaryota; Metazoa; Chordata; Actinopteri; Osteoglossiformes; Osteoglossidae. The record is from RefSeq and is a predicted model, not a curated record.
UCCGCGAGCGAGAGAGGGAGCGAGCGAGCGAGCGCGCGGGCAGGCGCGCGGUGGGUCGCCGUGAGACACGCGACGGUGCGGGGGCCGCGCUGCGCGUCCGUCAGCCUCGCUGGCCGGCCGUCCGCCGACCGGGGCUCUUUGGGCAGUCAAGGCAUGAUCGCGGACCCCUCGCAGCUCCCUGCGCCGCUCCCGGCUCACGCACGCUUGGAAGGAGCCCAGGAUCGGCCGCUGACAGCCGAAAUGCACCGACCCAGCCCCACAGAGGCCAUGUUUAAAAAGAAGGAGCAGAAGGAUGUGGAGUUGGAUCGCAAGAUCGAGGCUCUGAGGAAGAAGAAUGAGGCCCUCAUGAAGAGGUACCAGGAAGUGGAAGAGGACAAAAAGAGGGCGGAGCAGGAAGGCAUGGCCUUGCAGGGCCGCAGGGGCAAAGCGGAGGACCUGACCAUCACCAUCAACAAGUCCGCUAAUGAAGGACGUGUGGUGACUAAGAAGUCUGGGACCGGUGGUGCGGCAACCCCUCGGGCGACGCAGGAACACGUGGAGGGGGAGAUCAACCCUUUCUGCGCAGGACGGGGCAGGAGGAGGCAGCUGCUGGUCACCACGGGGGGCAACACCAAGGGAAAACGGAUUGUGAGCGAGCAGAAGGGGGCGGACCAGGCGUCUGCCCCCGGGGGGCCGAAGGAGCCUGCGGGGGAAGAAAAGGCGGUUGAGCCGAUCCGGAGGGGAAGGCCACCCCAAGUCUCCAAGAGGGACGCUGGAGUGCAGGAGGAGGAGGGGAGGCAGGAGGAGCUGCGCACAGCGGUGGAGAGUGCUAGGCUGGCGGAGUGUGACCCCUAUUACCAGGAAAGCGAGGAGCCCGGCGUGCAAGCGCUUACGGAUCUCACCAUCCCCACCUCCAAGGAGGAGCAGCUGGAGUACCUGCGCUGGAAGAAGGAACGCGAACAGAUCGAUCGUGAGCGCGUGGCCCGUCACAAGAACGCCAAGGGCCAGUGGAGGAGGGCGUGGGACAUGGACAAACCCGAGACAGUGUUUCGAGAGAGAUUUCACAGGGAAGCUGGUCGUGAAGGUCAAGCCAGAGGAGGAAGAAAUGCAAGAAGAGGUAAUCCCAGACUGUAUGACGAGUCACGGGGUCAGCCGCAUCGAAACAGGGACAAGGCGAGCAAAAGCAUACCGACUGUCGGAAGCAAGGCCAAGGGCAAAGACCGAUUGACUGGGAGGGCAAGGAGAUGGGACGCCAAGGAGGGAGAAGAUCACACACAGCAAACUGCAGAAACCACUUUAGAAGAGUUCCUGGAGGAGCUGGAUGCCUUUGGAGAACCUGAAGUUGAGGACACCCCUCCACUGGAGGAGAGAAGAGAAGAGACUGCAGAACAAGAUGCCCAGAAUGGGGUGAUGGCUGGAGAGCUCCCUUCUAGGGAUGAGAAGGGAUGUGGAGCUGGUAGUAUUGCUCUGGUCAACGGCCGUGAAGACAGGGGGCAAGAAUCAGCCAACUCUGAGCCACUUCCCCGCAAAGCUACAGAGAAAAAAGUCCGUUUCUUGGCAGAGGUCACUAGAAGCCCCAUGGCCAGCACUUCAGGCCCCAAGGAAUUGGACACCUUAGAAAGAGACUCGCACCACAAUAAUGCCACCAAAGCAGGAGUUUAUCAGCUCAGCCAGCAGCAUCUGGUACCGAUGCUUGAGGGUCCCUUGACAGGUGGUGGUGGUCAAGAACAGGAACUCCUGAGUGGGCUGGUACAGGGGGCCAGUCACCCACCGGAGCUAGUGCAGACAGAAAGCCUGUGCUCCUCAAAAGCCUCCAAAACUGCAAAGUCUGACUCCAGAGCUGACAACACACCCAUUGUCAACUCUGACCUGGAGCACAAAGCCCUGGACGCAAGCUCGUGUACCAGCCAGUUUCUAGAACUUUCUAAGAGCAGUAACACCAGGAGCCCAGGGGAGAAGAUCGACUCUAGCUUCUCCGUAAUGAGCAUGGACUCCGAGUCUUCACAUCGUGCUCACAAGAGCAGCACGGACAAGGCAAAAGAAAAUGGAAAAAUAGUUUGAAUAUGAGGAAGCGUGCACAAAAGCUAACAACUGAUAUGGCGUUGCAUAAUUACAGAUGUGAGAUAGCUGGGCUUGUGUGAAAAUCUACUUAAGCAAAUAUAAGAUAGUAAAUCAAGUCAUAUAGUGGACAAAAUUAGGUUUCCUUUGCAAUGUGGGACUCUCAUUAUGAGCACUUUAUUAUCUAUAAAGUAGACUAAUGUUAUUAUGGUUAAAAUGCCAGCGAUUUCCGUUUUGCUUAAAAUCUUGUUCAUAUUUGUUUUGAUUUCUGAAAUUAUCCGUAGCACCUAAAUAAACUAAAAAUUGGACACAUAAUUAUUUAAUAUCAUUUCUUUUCCUGGAUUAUUUAAUUCCCUGGUUUUGCUUUGCACUGCUUUGUACUACAGGGGCGUAGUGCUGGUUUUAAAACUUUGACUUAGUAAAUGUAAAGUAAUAAAUAAACUAUUCUUUUUGGCAUAAGUUAACUAUGUCAGAUAUGUCAACAGCAGUGUGUUAAACGUUGAUGUGCUAUUUUCAACGGGUAGAUAAAGUGUUUGCACUUGCAUCAUAUGCUGUUCAUUUGUACUGAAAUAUAGAGCAUCAUAUGUCACUUCAGUUUUUCUGUAGCUUAAUAUAACGGCUGCAGAGGCCAAUAGGUUGUCUUAUUUAAGCCUAAGCAGAUGAAUUAUACUAAUGGGUUUAAUGUUGAAUAUCAUGAUUAGUUUCAGGGAAGUUAUGUUUCAAUGUAAAUUGGUAGUUUAUGUCGUCUCUCUGUAAAAGUUACAGUUUUGAAAUCCGGUAUCGUGAAUUGCAUGCUGCUGCUGUAUCACUUCUGUAAUUGAUGACGUAGAACUCAACUGUGGAAUAUUUAACUGUAUAAAGACAAAUAUUACAGUGUACAGCAGUAGCUUUCUUUUGGACUUUUUCCUCUUUAGCUCACCAGAAACGCUCUGAUGAUAAUAAUAUCACUUGUGUAGAAGAUUUCGAGGCCAAUACAGGCUGUGUUUUUUAUUCUUUAUUUGGGCAACUGAAUGUUUGACUCCUAUUUGACUCAGCAUCAGCAUUUCUUGUACAUAUUCAGUAAUAAGCAAUCUUCUGUUCAGGAGAGAUUGGAUAUUUAUAUAUAAAUACAAUUAAAAUAUUUAUUUUUUCCAUAUAUUUUGCUUUCACCCUAAGUUUAGAGAGCCUUAAUGUAAAGGGAAAAAAGUGACAGGCACUUUUCAUUUAUUUCUAAGAUACGAUGUAUAUGUAAAAAUCCGACAGCUUUAAGAAGUGUAAUGGUAGCGCAUUUUGUACAUUUCAAUUUCUAUUGUCCCUACCCCUCAAGGAUGUUCAAUACAGACUGGUAGCGGUCCCAAUUUGGUUUUUUUAUAUUAAUUUUGAUUAUAAUGUUGAACAGUUCCAGGCCUUGUAAUAAAUUCAUGUUGCAGUAAAAGUUCAUUAUUGAAAUUGAACAAAGCAAAUGGUCUAAAUUAAUUGUAGAGAAGCAUGAAUUUACUAUAAAUAGCAUGAAUUUACGAUAAAAGGUCUUUGAGGAAGAAAUUAAAUGCUAAGCAUUGAUAAGCAUUUGUAGUCGGAAGUCCUCUUAUUUUGAUUGACAUUUAAUAUGUCAAAGUGGAAGCCUUGUACUUGAUUUGUGUUGAUGUGGUAGUAAUGAUGGUUCUGGUCCUGCUGCUCUGGUCUGCUGCUGUCACAAGAUUUUAGACCUCUUGUUCUCCAGUCUUUGGUUUAUAUACAGUACGUGUGUAUAUCGGCUGCAAGCCCACAUCACACAAAUAUGCUGUUCAUUAGAUGCUUGACUCCUUGAGGGGCUGGGAGCUGCCAAUAGUUUAACUCACUGGCGGUACCUUGGCUGUCAUGGGGUCAGGGGCCUCGGAACAGACCGAGGUUCUUUUUUUUGCAGGGUUGUUCUGUACGGUUACAACAUACACCCUCCUUUUUGGUUUCACCUCCUGUGGAACACAUGCAAGACUGCUAAUUGGUCUUGUGGGAGCAGAAGCAUUUUUGCUUAAUUUAAACUCAUAGAUAAGUUGAACACGACUAACAAGUGUUUCUGGGGUCAGCAUGUGCUCUUCACUGAAACCCCACCUUGGCUCUGUUUCCUGCCUCACACCUUUGGAUGUUAUGGGUUAUAUUUGUUAAGUGUUUCACUGUGAGUGUUCAAAUGCUGUUCUUCCUCAACCCAUCACUAAUUUUGUUUGUAUGGUGUCAUUAAUUAUUGACUUGUCAUUGUUGUGUCUACCCUAAUUCCCAUACUUUACAUUUGGACACUGUGUAGAUUGUCCAAAAUUGUUUAAAUUUCCUAGGAAUGUAGAAAUAUGACCUGUGUGGCAGUAUAUUAAUAAUUAUGUCUAAUUUUUUUUUUUUUUUUUUUUAGAAUGACCCCUUAGCUGUGGCAUGAAAACAAAAAUAUAGUUAACAGAAAAGUAAGCCAUGCCAGAGAGUUGUCUAAAAUGUUGCUGGCCUAUAAACAUUUCAUAUUUCUGAAUAACAAUAGUUGAUUUCUGUCUGGCUUUUAAUCUUUAAAAUUUUCUUAUGAUUAUUGCCUCUGUGAAAGAGUUGCUCAGAAAUACUACUGACACACCUUCUUAACCCGUGAUUUUUUGUGUGUUUGUGUGCAUUUUGUGUAGGUAAUGUAUUUGUUUGACUCUUUGUGAUUUCCUUCCAGGUUAAAAUUGAAGCAAACAUCUGGUUUCUUUGUUUUUCCCAGUGUCCAGUAAUCUGGUUUUAAAACUAUUGAAAUGUCACUUGUCUAAAUUCAGCAACAAGCCUUACAAAGUCUCACAAAGUGGGAUAUUUGCCAUUUUUAAACAGUGAUGUCUUGUAACUUAAAUGACUGUAGC